This is a messenger RNA of Gigantopelta aegis, 1185 nucleotides long. RefSeq names its product multiple epidermal growth factor-like domains protein 10. The transcript has 7 exons. The record is from RefSeq and is a predicted model, not a curated record. Bases 1 to 990 code for a protein of 329 amino acids. Lineage: Eukaryota; Metazoa; Mollusca; Gastropoda; Neomphalida; Peltospiridae. Gene Ontology annotation, molecular function: scavenger receptor activity.
AUGACACAUGAUUGUAAAGGAGGACUGACUUACGGUGAUAACUGUGGCAAGCGAUGUGCUGAUCGUCACUGUCUGAAUAACUCGACCUGUGAAGCUAACACUGGACUGUGUGUGGGAGGUUGUCAGCCGGGUUGGAAAGACCUCGAUUGUUCAAAUGAAUGUAAUGACAGAUAUGGCGCAGAAUGUAGUCUAGACUGUAAUACGAGACACUGUAAGAACAACAACUCUCCAUGUCAUUCCCGGACUGGAGAGUGUGUUGGUGGAUGUAAACCUGGAUGGAUGAACGCAACCUGUACACAACAAUGUGCUCAAGGCCACUAUGGGGAUGGAUGUUCAAACCAAUGUAAAGACAGACAAUGCUAUACUAAUGGAACGUGUGAUUUUCAAACAGGCCGGUGUUUUGGUGGAUGCCAAGCUGGGUGGGAAGGACAAUCGUGCACUAGUGAAUGCACCGAUGGAAAAUAUGGUAUGAACUGUAAUGCUAUUUGUGGAGAAUGUGCAAACGAAUUAUGCGACAGAGUUACUGGGAAUUGCACAGACGGUUGUAGUGAUGGAUUUGAAGGGCACCUGUGCAAGGAAGUUUCACCACAAAAAGCCAGUGACUCAACAACCGUAGUUUCCUCAGCGGUUAUGGGAGUACUAUCCAUAAUUGUGAUUAUACAGUUUGUCGUUAUUAUCAGAUAUAUUCUAAUAGUUAGAAAAGUGCGUGCAUCGAGUGGGCCUAGUGUCUCGUUUUCAAAUAAACCUAUUACUAGAACGACGACCACGACUUCCUCGGUCUAUGAAGUUGUUGACGAUGAAACCAAUGUUCGUUCUCCGCCAGCUGAACGUGUUGCUAACACUCAAAAUGGCCAGACCAAUGGUACGCAACAUGAUUACGUAAACUCGUCCCAUCAGGCAGAACGCAGCGGGGAGAAUGGCAAUCAUUAUGACAGGCUGGAUGUUGAUGUUAUUGGUGCAGGAUCUCCGUACAGUAAGAUAGAGGUCUAAGAUACACUAUGUAACCAAGUUUAGCAAAGUAUAGCCAAAUAUCAACAGCUGAUAUUUCACAAGAAAUGUACACAUUAAAACAGGUGGACUAUAUUGACCUGACAUAUAUAAUUGUAUAUAUUGUUUUAAAUCAUCUGCGAUAUAACCCUUUGUUUCUAGAUAUAUUGUUAAAUAAAAAAAAAAUUGUUCUCUUGA